GGUCUAUGGACAAUGUAUAAAGAGAGGGCGGAGAGGAGAAUUCACAUCCAGCCUCUCCCACUCAGGACCGUUCCUGCAGCGUCCAGUCCCGGGCUACAGGUUUGCAGGGAGGAGAUGUCGGACGUAGGCAGGGACAACGCCCCCAGGAGCAGGCCCGUGAUGUCUCACGUGGGUCGGAGCGCCACCCCCUCCAACAACAACAACGAUGAGGAGAAUCCCGUCCCAGACUUCCAGUACUUUGGCCUGACGCCCAGAUCACCUCCCAGCCUGCAAGGCUUCCUGGAGGUGUGGGGCGUGGAGGUCCACGCUAGGCCCGACGAUGUGAACAAGGCGCAGCAUCACACACAGUUCUAUGACUGCAACAACCUGGUGGUGAGACGUGGACAACCCUUCCAGAUCACCGUCACCAUCAGCCGGCCCUACAAAGCUCAAACCGACAAGCUGUGGGUCGAACUGCUCAUCGGUCGCUACCCGAGUGCCGUGAAGGGAACAUACAUCCCGAUUUACCUGCAGGACGAGCUGGUGAAGGGGAGGUGGGGAGCGAAGGUGAUCUCUGCCCAGGGCAACACCCUCGGCCUCUCCGUCCUCUCUCCCGCUGACUGUAUCGUGGGCAGAUUCCGCAUGUAUGUGGCCAUCAUGACCUCGCACGGAAUACGCAGGACCUCACGGGACAAGGCCACCGACAUCUACUUCAUCUUUAACCCUUGGUGUAAAGAGGAUGCGGUGUAUCUCAGCGAUGAUGACCAGCGCCAGGAGUAUGUCAUGAACGACGUGGGCUGCAUUUACUACGGAACUUCCACUGAUGUGACCAGCAGGUCGUGGAUCUACGGGCAGUUUGAAAGGAAUGUACUGAACGCUUGCAUCCACGUUCUGGACCGGGCGCGGAUGCCUCUACAGUCCAGGGGUUGCCCCAUCAAUGUGUGCCGUGUGGCAUCUGCCAUGAUUAAUUCGAAGGACGAUGCGGGCGUGCUGGUGGGGUGUUGGGAUGGGAAGUACAUUGAUGGAGUGGCCCCCACAGCCUGGAACAGUAGCGUAGAGAUACUGCUGCUGUACUACAAGAACAGACAACCUGUCUGUUUCGGACAGUGCUGGGUCUUUGCUGCCGUGCUCAACACAGUGCUGCGAUGCCUGGGCCUCCCCACCAGAGUGGUCACCAACUUCUCCUCAGCCCACGACAACGAUGCCAACCUGCACACAGACAUCAUCCUGGACCAGGACGGGAAGAAGAUGCUGGAGCUGACCAAGGACUCCAUCUGGAACUACCACUGCUGGAACGAGUGCUGGAUGCUGAGGGCUGAUCUCCCACCUCGCUACGGAGGCUGGCAAGUUGUCGACGCCACUCCUCAGGAGACCAGUGAAGGCAUGUACCGGUGUGGCCCGGCCUCUGUCAUCGCCGUUAAAGAGGGCCAGGUCUGCUUCCCGUACGAUGCACCUUUUGUCUACGCUGAGGUGAACAGCGACGUUGUGUACUGGACCCAACAGAACGACGGGUCGCUGGUGAAAGGGGAGGUGAAGACUGACGAGAUCGGCACGUUGAUUCUCACCAAGCAGGUUGGGUCGGAUAUGAGGAUGAAUAUCACCGAUCUGUACAAGUACCCGGAAGGCAGUCGUGAGGAAAGGUCGUCCCUGGAAACGGCGGUCCACUUCGGAGUUGUAAAGCCAGAGGCACCAAAGGACCUACCGAAGGACGUAUCAGUCAAGGUGCAGGUGGAUGAGAACAUCAUGGUGGGCUCCAACUUCACGCUGGCUCUGGAGUUCAAUAACCACAGCAACGAAAGCCGCAGUGCGGAGGUCCAGAUUUAUGGAUAUGUCAUGUUCUACACGGGAGUCCCAAAGGUCCAGGUGACAGAUGAGAACAUCGAGGUGGAGAUGGAACCUAAUGAAGUCCAACAGGCGCAAGUGGUGAUCAAAUCCAAGGACUAUGAGGACAAGCUGGUGGAACAACUCACCCUGCAGUUCCUCAUCACGGCCACUGUCCCUGAGACGGACCAACGUCUGGUCAUUGAGAAGAAGGUCACUCUGCAGAUUCCCAAGCUGAGAAUUUCGGUCGAAGGUGAAGUGGCGUAUGGGAGAGAGGUGUCUGUGGUCGUCCAGUUCACCAACCCCCUCACAAAAACUCUGGAACAUCUGGUUCUGCGCGUUGACGGGCUGGACUUCACCAGGCCUGAUCUCAUGUUGUUCAGCCACCUCCCUGAGAACGAGACGCUGAGGGCGAAUUUCUCCGUGGUCCUGCGGAGACACGGGAGGUGGAAGAUCAUCGGCAGCUUGGACUGCCCGGCGCUGCGCCAGGUGGGCGGUGAGCUGGAGCUACACGUCCAGUAGAGACGGCAACACCCAGCGGCUGGGAACGCACCCAGCCUAGAGGAACAAGAUACGCAACCCGUGACAACUCCCUCUCAAACAGCACCGAAACGUUGCCUAUUUCCUUCGCUCCAUAGAUGCUGCUGCACCCGCCGAGUUUCUCCAGCUUUUUUGUGUACCUUCGAUUUUCCAGCAUCUGCAGUUCCUUCGUAAACACCUCAUAACUCGCUUGGCUAGUUUACACCCCAGCGGUAUGAACAUUGACUUCUCCAACAUUGACUUCUCUAACUUCAAAUAGCCCUUGCUUUCCCUCUCUCUCCAUCCCCUAUCACUUCCCAGUUCUCUCACUAGUCUUACUGUCUCCGCCUACAUUCUAUCUUUGCCCGCCCCCUCCCCUGACAUCGGUCUGAAGAAGGGUCUCGACCCAAAACAUAACCCGUUCCUUCGCUCCAGAGAUGCUGCCUGACCCGCUGAGUUACUCCAGCACUCUGUGAAACGUCACCUAU
Molecule: messenger RNA, 2807 nt
Organism: Leucoraja erinaceus (little skate)
Lineage: Eukaryota; Metazoa; Chordata; Chondrichthyes; Rajiformes; Rajidae
Product: coagulation factor XIII A chain-like
Exons: 15
Coding region: 13-2322 (769 amino acids)
Biological process (GO): blood coagulation, fibrin clot formation; peptide cross-linking
Molecular function (GO): protein-glutamine gamma-glutamyltransferase activity
Source: RefSeq, a predicted model, not a curated record